Molecule: messenger RNA, 984 nt
Organism: Carica papaya (papaya)
Lineage: Eukaryota; Viridiplantae; Streptophyta; Magnoliopsida; Brassicales; Caricaceae
Source: RefSeq, a predicted model, not a curated record
AUUUCCGGCCGCUCCAAUCGAGAAAUUAACCAAAAGGGAAGCAGAAUAAAACAAUUAACCCCUUCAUCAGGAAAAGCAGCAACCCCCAGAUACAGACGUCAGAGGUGAGAGGAAGCAAACUGCACACAGAUUGCAGAAACUCACUGUUAAAAAACUGCCAUUAACAUUCAAACACACAGUUCAAGGAGAAAGGAGAAGAAGACGGAGAGGAAAGUUCGUCUGAGAGAGAGAGGACAUGGUUCUGUGGGAGAUCACUUUGGGAACAGCGUAUUUCUUGGGGCUGAAACGGACUUACAGGCUCGCUUUGAAGAUUCAGCGUCGCAUUUUUGGCCCUAGGCACCCUAAGAUCCGUCAAUUUGUUCGUCGGCGUACACGAGCUGUCUUUGAUGUAGCACUCAAGGUUCACCAGAAUAUACAACAGAGAGAUAUAGAAGUUGGUCGGAAUCUUGGGAACUGGAUUCUACGGUGGCUUGAUAGGAUGAAACCAUCAGCUCAGAUCCGUGGUUCCUUGCCAGAGAAACCACCUGGAACCAGUGCAAGCAUUAAGAAGAGAAAGGAGCUUACAAAGUCUUCACAUCUGAAAAAUUCUGGUUGCACACAGACAUCCAAAACCCACGAAUCUGAUAGACAUAUGUUCACCUCAUCGACAAAUAUAUGGCACAAAUCCUUUCCUACCAUUAGUAUGGCGGUGCGGCCACCAAGGCCUGCAGGGUCUAUGACCCAGUAUAGGCAUUUGUAUAGUAGUGGGUCUGAUAUGCGGAUGUCAAACUACAUAAGAGGCGGGUUUCAGGGAGUUGUUCGCGAGGACAUAGUGCAGUGGAUGCUGCGGAACUGAAUAUGAACUUUUUUUUUUUUUAGCGGUUCUGUUUGUAGACUGAUUGAGAAUACCUGAGAUAUGAUCAGCGGAAGAGGUGGGUUGGAGACUGGUCUUUUCAAGGUCCCCACGAAGAUUAAUUUCCCUCCAUUAAUAAAUUUUCCUUCUGA